Molecule: messenger RNA, 1397 nt
Organism: Tigriopus californicus
Lineage: Eukaryota; Metazoa; Arthropoda; Copepoda; Harpacticoida; Harpacticidae
Product: ethanolamine kinase 2-like
Exons: 5
Coding region: 250-1320 (356 amino acids)
Biological process (GO): phosphatidylethanolamine biosynthetic process
Cellular component (GO): cytoplasm
Molecular function (GO): ethanolamine kinase activity
Source: RefSeq, a predicted model, not a curated record
UACCUGCUUCGGAGUGGGCUGACUUUGUAGCUCAAUACCUAAAAGAGGCCCUCACUCGGCGCUGCAAUCUUUGUUCUAAUCAUCAAUCUCUCCAUUGAUAAGUUAGUUCUCCCUCCUUCGCUUACAGUUAGAGUGACGAUUGUGAGAGUAUCAGAUGUUAUGUGAAUGCCAGAAAAAUAUUGGGGUGAAACUUCAGAACAAAUGAAUUGAACUUAUCGGCAAUUACCAAACACAGUGACACGACCAAACAUGAGUCUAUCUGCUAUUUUGGAGUUUCCUGAGACCACUGUGGAUUGUUCAAAGGCCUCCAAGAUAGAGCGAGGGAUCAUCAAGAUGGUCCAAAAGAUUCGGCCAGAUUGGUCAAAAGUGGAUAUCAUUCUUCAGCGCUUCGAAUCCGAAUUGGGUUGUCUUAUUUAUGGUGCCUACACAACCAAAAGGUCGGAGAUGAUCAUGACCAAAGUUGUGCCCGAUGCAAAAAAUGCUGGUGAUUUGAAUCAGGAGAUCACGUCCAUGCGACUCUUUGCUUCGCGCUUUUUCGGUCCAAGAGCGUUGAGUGCUUUCCGCAAUGGGUUCACUUAUGAAUACUCCUCUGGUGUUCCACUCAACUAUCCUUUGGCCAUCGAUCCCAAAGUCUUUCCUAUGGUGGCAUACAAGAUUGGUGUCAUGCACCAAGAGAUGUCCAAACAUGUGGUCAGUGUUCGGGGCGGCCACGUGUUCAAUUCCAUUCGUCGGUGGAUGAAGCAGGUGCCCCUGAGGUUGGCGGAUCCCGCUCAAAACUCAAAGAUGAACCAAGAGCUGCCUUCGAAGGCCAGUUUGGAAAGAGAGCUGUUGGAACUGGAAUCCGAUUUGAACCAGCCUCUGGUGAAUCGAAUAGUCUAUUGCCAUGGUGACCUCAAACCUUCGAACAUCAUCUACGAAGUCAAUACCGAAACGAUCCAGUUCAUCAAUAUGGAAUGCGCUGGCCCCAAUUUCCAGGCGUACGAGAUCGCACAACAUUUCAUUCACUUCAACAGCAGCGAUCUUGAACGAGUGGGUUACGAUGAGUUCGUGCCCGCCAAGGAAUUCCAACGUCGAUGGCUGGCUUUCUACCUCAGCGGCUUCAAGGACGUGCCACUCGUUCAGGUUUCGCCCAACGAAGUAGAGUCCUUGUUGGACAACGUCCAAAAGUUCGUUCUCGUCGUGCUUUUGCAAGAAGUGGUCUGGGCUUUAACUCGACUGGAUACCUUUUAUUAUCCGGAUUUCGAUCUUCUCCAAUAUGGUAUUCUCCGGUUCAAACAAUAUCAUCGCAACAAAUACAACAUUUUGAACAUUAUCAUCUAAACGACAUAAAAGGAUGUGUUUCGUUCGUUGUUCGGGACAUUAAUCUGCAAAAUAUAUCUGGAUGGGAUGGCUUGUGA